Anoplopoma fimbria (sablefish) is the source of this 1978-nucleotide messenger RNA. It is a transcript of the gene mbd2, whose product is annotated as methyl-CpG binding domain protein 2. The record is from RefSeq and is a predicted model, not a curated record. Bases 372 to 1172 code for a protein of 266 amino acids. Gene Ontology annotation, molecular function: DNA binding. Lineage: Eukaryota; Metazoa; Chordata; Actinopteri; Perciformes; Anoplopomatidae. The transcript is spliced from 7 exons.
GUGUGUGAUAUCGCAGACGUCACAGCCUGCCGUUGGUCCAGUUCAGUUCAGAUCAUCCGUUGGUUCCCUCCGUUCGGCUAAACUGAACCAAAUCCGGAGCUGAAGGCAGUUUAACCCGGGACAUCCCAGCUCAGAUCUGAACCGGAACACUUUUUUGAUUUGUACUUAACCCGAAAUAAGAAGCACAAACAGCCGGGGCGGAGGGAGAGCCGCCGUUAACGUAACGUCCGUGACGUCGGUCCGCUGCUGCUCCCGCUAGGGGCUCACUAGCCACGCUGCCCGUCCGGAGGGUCCCUUUAUCGGCCAGAACCGGGCGAUCGAUCGAUCGAUCGGUCCGAUCGGAGCGCAGUCGUGGGAUCGAUCAGAGCGAGAUGAUGGAGAAGAAGAGGUCGGACUGCCCCGCGCUGCCUCCCGGCUGGAAGAAAGAAGAAGUGAUCAGGAAGUCCGGACUGAGCGCUGGAAAGAGCGACGUCUACUACUACAGUCCUUCAGGAAAGAAGUUCCGGAGUAAGCCUCAAUUGUCCCGUUACCUUGGAAACAAAGUGGAUCUGGGAUGUUUCGACUUCCGGACGGGGAAGAUGAUGCCCGGAAAACUGCAGAAGAACAAACAGAGACUCCGACACGACCCGCUAAGCUUGGCCAAGGGAGGUAAACCAGACCUGAACACAGCACUGCCAAUCAGACAGACGGCAUCCAUCUUUAAACAGCCCGUUACCAAGGUUACGAGUCACCCCGGAAACAAGGUGAAGGCCGACCUGCAGAGAGCUAGCGAGCAGCCCAGACAGCUGUUCUGGGAGAGGAGGUUGAAAGGCCUGCAGUCGUCAGACGUCACGGAAGAAGUCCUGCGGACCAUGGACCUGCCCAAAGGCCUGCAGAGUGUCGGUCCAGACUCCAGCGAUGACACGCUGCUGUCGGCCAUCGCCAGCGCCCUGCACAUGAGCUCCGCUCCGAUAACGGGACAGACGACCGUGGCUGCCGAGAAGAACCCGGCCAUCUGGCUGAACACGUCCCAGCCGCUCUGCAGGGCCUUCACAGUCACCGACGACCAGAUCCGAGAGCAGGAGUUGAAAGUGUACCAGGCCAGGAGGAGUCUGGAGGAUGCACUGAUGGCUGACGGUUUGGCGCGGGCCGCCGAAAACACCCGAGAGCUGCUGGAGGGUAAGACUGCCUGAAGACGGACAGAGUUCCUCUGCUCAUCAGCCUCAGGUUUAUAAUCAACUUCCUCUUAAUCCAGACAACAAACCAAAAACAGACCACCCACAGACUGACUCUCACCUGCACUGAUCUGUUGUCUCAGUGGGCGACUGCUUCAACGUUCCUGUUAAGGAAACCAUUUUCAGGAUAUUGGCCUCAGGAAACUUCUGUGAUUUUUCCGGAACGACAGCAGCAACAACGGGACCAGCAACCAAAGCAAUAAUGGCAUCAGCAACAACAACAACACCAGCUGGGACUACAACAGGACAACAAACAGCUGCAGCAUUAGAAGUUGCAGCAACAGAAGCGGCAACAUAGGAUCGAGCAACAGCAGCAAUAAGUGGAGUAUCUACAGCAACAGCCGAAGCCUUUAAUCCUCUCCGUGUUUAAUCAUCUGUGCAAACUUUACAACAAGUGCUUUCUUUGACUCACUUUCAGAUAUUCAGAUAUAACUUUUCUUGCUUUUUGAUAUAAAGCUGAUAAAAAUAUAUUUUUAGAAAACAGUUGGAGAGCCACGCCCUCAACGACCCCAAAGUCAGAUUGCAAACUGCUGGACGGCUUUUGCUAACUCUACUAACUCUUUAUGCGCUCUUUGAUGAUUUUAGUUGUUUGUGGUGUCGGAUUGUUGUCAGUUUUCAAGGGUUUUUAUUGAAAUAAUGAGAAUAUACAUGAAUAUGAAAUAGAACAAUUGCUUAUUUAAGACAAAUUUUAUACCUUGAGAAAACAUACGUGUACAUUUCUUGGACUGGAGUCAAUAAAUGAUUAUAUUCACCAUUGUUUGUUU